GACAUGUAUUAAAAGAACAAGUAGCAAAAUCAUUAUUUCAUAGAUGCAUAUCACAAGGGGUGCUCUUUUUGUCAUUAACUAAAGUUUGGAGGUGUUUUUGUGCCAUUACAUUUCUAAUUGAUUUUCUUAUGACAAUUCAACCCAAUUUUAACCCAAAUUAGUGGGUAUUCGACCUAAUUCGAUCCGGUUAAACGAGUUGAAGCCGGUGCGGAAGAAUUUUGGGUCGACACCUAGUUUUACUCAAAUAAAUAAAUGAUAAAUGGAACUCAUACCGCCAACCAAUUGGAUAGAAAAAGAACUGCAGCCAAUAGUCCACUCAUGUGAGUUGUGAAAUAGAAAGGUAAUACUUAAUAGUCUGGACCUGCGGGUACACAGUACACUCCUGCCACCAUCCCACUUCACUUCCUGUCCUCCAUUCCCAUUUCCAAGCAAUGCUAAUUCCUUAACCCACCAAAAAAAGAACAAAGCCUCGCGAUCAUAAGGGAGUUUGACCGAUAAAAAUUCAGUCUCUCGCUCUAUCAGUUAAAUUCAUCAUCCCUCUGCUUCUGGCUCGCCCUGCUGUCGAAAGCAUUUCAAAACAGAACCAAAAAGAAGAACAUAGCUGCUGUUCUUGAUGGGGAAGAAGGGAGGCACCACCACUUCCUCCUGGUUGACUGCGGUGAAAAGGGCUUUCAGAUCUCCCACUAAGGAAUCUAACGAUAAGCUAACCAGCCGGAGAAGAGGCGAACACCGUGACCAAGACGUCUAUGAUGAAGAAAAGAAACGAGAGAAGCGGAGAUGGAUAUUCAGGAAGCCCACGAGCCAAGAAACUGCACCAUCAAUCCAACAGAAGCCCACACCUCCAUCCGCCGACCACUCCUCUGCCUCAGCAGCUGAGCAGAGGCAUGCUGUUGCCCGUCUUGCUAGGCCUAAUUACCACGCCAGAGAGCAUUAUGCUGCCAUUGUCAUUCAAACCUGUUUUAGAGGAUAUCUGGCGAGGAGGGCAUUGAGAGCGCUGAAGGGGCUGGUGAAGUUGCAAGCACUCGUUAGGGGACACAAUGUGCGGAAGCAAGCAAAGAUGACACUGCGAUGCAUGCAAGCUCUGGUUCGAGCCCAAGCUCGAAUCCUCGAUCAACGGAAGAUGCAACAGCAGCGGCUUUCCCACAGCCGAAAAUCCACUUUCAGAGACGCCACUAGCCUUAUCGAAUUGCGAUACUUGCAAGACCUCUCUGACCGGAAAUCCCUGCAGUCGAGAGAAAGAAGAAGCAGCAGCAUUGCCGGUGAUUGGGAUGAGCGGCUGCACACGAUUGAGGAAGUGAAUGCAAUGCUUCAGCAGAGGAAAGAUGCUGCUUUGAAUCCCCAGAGGAACUUGUCUCACCAGGCGAAGACAUGGAGGAAUGUUAGGAGUUCAUCAGUAGGAAGUGAAGCAGAGCUCGUGGCAACUAAACCAUGGAAUAGCAGCAGAAGCAGUAGAGGAGCCAGAGCAUCAACUGACCAUAGAGAACCAAUCAAGACCGUAGAAAUGGACAUGUCAUCGCUUACCAGGAGACCGUCGAACCAAACCCACCAAAGAUCCAACUCGCCGAUCCACCGAUCCCACCAAACGCAGCCGUUUCACCAUCGAACUCCCGCCGCGAACACGCCAUCUCCGUCGCGAACCAGGCCGGUCCAAGUCCGGUCGGCGAGCCCCAGAUCGUCGUGCUUGAGAGGAGAAGAAGAUUACAGAUCAAGCUGCGAUUCCUCCCGGACUCCCAGCCUGAGAUCCAAUUACCGCUACACCGGCGGCAAUUUGUUGAACAUUCAACGCGGAUUGAUAAGGAGUUCGAAUUCCUCCGCCGUUGUUGGGCCGCUCCCGAAUUACAUGGCGGCAACGGAAUCAGCGAGGGCAAAGAGCGCGCCAAGGCAGAGACCUUCGACGCCGGAGCGGGACGGCGGGUGUGCGAAGAAACGGCUGUCGUUCCCGGUCCCGGAUCCUUACGUGACUUCCGGCGGGUUGGGGCAGUGUCCAUUGAGAAGCCCGAGCUUUAAGAGCGUGAGUAGCAGCGCGUAUCUCGGCGGAUCGGAGCAGCAAUCGAACUACUCGUCUUGCUAUUCGCAGAGUGUGAUUGGGUGCGGCGGCGGCGGCGGCGAGGUUUCCCCUUGGUCCGCAGGCAAUUUCAGGCGGUGGUUAGGGUGACGUAGUGGAUUGACCUGGGUCGGUUCACGGAAUGCCCGUUGGAGAAUUAACACGUUUACUUUCAUUUCUGUUUUGUUUCCUAGAUGUUGAAAACAAGCGAAAACAACAUUUUUUCGUUUCCGAAAAUAGUAGGAAGUUGCCAAUUUCUAUUUUCAUAGUUGGAAAUGAAUAGAAAACAGAAUGAAAAGUAAACAAGUUUUUUUGUUUCGGUUGCCAAUUUAUGACAUGAAAACAAUAAACAGGAAACGAAAAUGGAAGUGAACAGGGUUAUUUUCGAUUUUUGUUUGGGAAUAUUUGUUUGCAAUUAGCAUGUAACCUGAACGUUGUGGAUUGGGCAUAAAUUUUAAAUACAUUAUACAUGUCAAUAGCAUAUAUCCAAAAUUUAUUUGUGAUUUCCUUGACUAUUAGGCUUCCAACUUUUUUGGGUUAUAGUCUAUUUUUUAUACAAAUCUUUUUUGAAUUAUUUUUUAUUAGCCAAACUUAUCGAAAUACGAAGAAUUAGCCAAAUGUUAAUUUUUAGUUAGCAAUUUCGUUAGUAAUAUUAACUUAGAAUAUGAUACUGACUUGGAAGAGACAUAUGAAGGUCAUCAUUCCAAAAUUUUAGUAUUUUAACUAAGAAAAGAGUUACAAAAUUAUUAAUGAUAACGUAAAAAUGACUAAUAUUUUGAUGCAUUGUGAAAGGUUUGGUUAAUUAAUAGCAUUUUAAUAGGUUUGGAUUAUAUAAAAGAAUCUGAAAAAGGUUUGGAUAAAAAAUAGACAUUACCCAACUUUUUUUAAAGGGUGACAAAAUGUGAUAUAUAGAAUUACAAAAAAGUUUUAUAUUUGAUCACUAAAAGUAUUUUAUUUUAUUUGUGAUCACUAGAAUUAGUUAAAUAUUUUAAAUUGUGGCGAAUCUAAUAUGAAAAAGGGGGAAACCUUGCCGCUCUAGUGAUAACACAGAUAUAGGCAUCAAAACAUAAAGCAAUAAUGUAUACACAGCGCAUAAGAACCACAAGCAUCAACACAAGCAUAAUAUGAAAUUGUAGCAUCAAUAUAAGAUAAACGAGUUCACAUUCUCACUCUUACAAUAUAUUUCAAACUAGCUAAACAUAUAAGAGAAUGAGGGUACCACCAUUGAUGAUGAAGGCAUCUCCUAAGUUGCACAUUCUCUUACAAAUGCUAAGCUCUCACUCUAGCAGGGGGUUUACAGGCGUUUUGAGUGAAUUUGUGCAGGCUACUAAACUAAUGAGUCUAGUCCUCUAUUUAUAGUGGUGGAACUCAUCCAAGACCCUCUUAAACCUACAAGGACAAGGUUUCUUUAACUUGGGACCGAAGCAAGGCUUAAAUAUCUUCCAUUUUGGGCUUGAGCCUAUGAGCGGCGGUUGGCACCGAUGCCACUUUUCUUCUUGGGCUGGACUUAUUUUCCCACAAGAAACCUCUCAUGAAGAUUCUUCGCGUUUUGUCUAGGUUUGAUUGAGCGGCGGUUGGACCCGUUGCUGGGCCAUCGUUGGUUCUUGCUUCCGCUUGGGCCGAUUCUUCAUCCAUUGGGCUUCUCUUGGUAUCUACUUGUGGUUACUAGUAGUCUUCUCCGUCAAUGAUCUCGUCUUUAUAAUGAAAGCUCCAUAUUCUUAUCUUCAUAACCUUUUUGGUCCUACAGAGUUAUAUAAUGCUUGAUCCAAAUCCUCCUAAGUUGUCUUGUACCUUGAAAACCAUCUAAAACAUAUCAAGAAGGCAUCAAAGAGUACAAAACACAUCCUAGGUCAAUUAAUUGUUCAUUGAUCAAAUAGUUAUGAUUUGGAUAUGAACUAUAAGAUAAAGUACUAAAUAUGCAUUGAUAGAAGGGGAAAAAGUAUGAGAUAUGUGAGUGAUAAACAUUAUAAAUAGAGUGUCAUCAACGACAGUUGCAGCAAUAGCAUUUGCAUCGAUGGUGGCGGAGGAAGGAGGAAACCACUAGUGGCGGUCCAUGACAGAGACAUAUAGAUCGAAAAUGGGGAUGAAGCGAAGCUGGGUGAUUGAAAACUGUAAAAGGGUUAGCAGGUGAUAGAUGUUGGAAUGUUGAUCGCUACGUGUCCUCCAACUCAACAUAGUGAUUCCUAAUCAGCAUUACUAAGAGAGUUGUUAACGUUCAUAGAUUUAACUAAUAUUUUAGAAUAAAAGAAAAGUUAGGCAAAUAAAUAGUACUGUAUCCACAGAAUUGCUAAUCCAUUACAGGAGUAAAUUGAUCUUAUUAGCUGCACUCAUACGCUAGCAGAGGUCUGUUGAUUUGAGAAAGAAAAAGCAGCGGCACUGCAGCUUUCCUUGGCCUUUAUAAACGCUGCUUUAUCCCCAUUCCCAUGUGAGUGCGUGAGCUUGAGAGAGACAUGAAAAAGAGGGUUUGCAGCUUUGCAUCAAUUAUGAGUCUGCAGCACAUGUGAUGAUCUCUCUCCCCCUACGUCUUAUCAUCCUUCCCUGAAAUCAAUAAUUUCGAUCAUUGAGAAUGGCAAGUGUUUAUCCAUCUUCUUGUCAUCUACAGUAUACUUCUCUCAGCUUUAACAAAUGAUCUUGUCAUCUACAGUGUUCUUCUCUCAGCUUUCACUUUCACUACUUAAAAUGAUGAAAUGUUUGGAAUCGUAAUCAAAAUGGCUCUUGAUC
Molecule: messenger RNA, 4765 nt
Organism: Linum trigynum
Lineage: Eukaryota; Viridiplantae; Streptophyta; Magnoliopsida; Malpighiales; Linaceae
Source: the annotation of a GenBank genome assembly